AUGAUAGUCUUCCAAGUUAAAAAGUCAAUCAUAGAGAAAGUUAAAGAUGCAAACUAUUUUUCUGUGAUUCUUGAUUGUACAACUGAUGUAAGUCAUCAAGAACAAAUGACUCUUAUUUUGAGAUGCGUUGAUACUUCUAAAUUUUCAAUUAAAAUCAAGGAGUAUCUUUUAGAAUUUUUAAAAGUUGAUGAUACAUCAGGAAAAAGUCUUUUUAACGAGCUUGUUAAUGUCUUAAAAAAAUAUGGCCUUAAUAUUGAUGAUAGAAGGGGACAAGAUUAUGAUAAUGGAAUGAAUAUUUGGGAUGAUAUUUUGUUUGCUGUCAAUUCUGUUAGCAAGAUUCUACAAUCAAAAGAUAUGCAUAUAGAUGUUAGUAUAAAUCAUUUAAAAGGUCGUAUCACUUAUUUUAAACAUUAUAGGGAAAACAGAUUUGCAUUGGCUUUAGAAUCCAAGGAAAAAAUGGCUAUCAAAAUGGAUAUAGAGCCAAAAUUUCGUAAAAAAUAUAAAAUUCAUAGAAAACCUCAUUUUGAUGAAUAUACUAGUAAUGAGAUCACACAUUCACCUGAAGAAUCUUUUUGUAUUGAGUAUUUUUUACACAUAUUAGAUCAAUCAAUUAAUUCUAUUGAGACAAGAUUUGAAUAA
Molecule: messenger RNA, 639 nt
Organism: Lathyrus oleraceus (garden pea)
Lineage: Eukaryota; Viridiplantae; Streptophyta; Magnoliopsida; Fabales; Fabaceae
Exons: 2
Coding region: 1-639 (212 amino acids)
Source: RefSeq, a predicted model, not a curated record